UGGAAUAACAUGAGUAACAAGACUAACAGGCUACUAUACAUUAUACAAUUUGUUUUCUUAAACCUUUUGUUAAAAACGUAUUAAUUAAUUUACUAUUAUAGGGUGAAAAUCUACACUGUAUGAUUAAUCGCGGUUUUUAGAAAGGAUAGUUAUUUGUGAUUUAGACAGUACAACACAUUACAAUGAGAUUAUUUCUUAGCCUGUUGUGUGCAACAGUAAUACUCCACUGUUCCUAUGCUCCUCCUGUGACUCCCGAUAAGUCUGAUGAAAAAGACAGCGAGAUUAAAGAUGAUCUGGAGGAGUACAUGGAAUACCACCGCUACUUGAAAGAAGUUGUGCAGGCUCUGGAGAGUGACCCUGACUUUAGGGAGCGCUUGGAAAAGGCCGAUCAAGAGGAUGUACGAUCGGGUAAGAUAGCAGAGCAGCUGGACUUCGUGAACCACAAUGUAAGGAGCAAGCUAGACGAGAUCAAGCGGCGCGAGCUAGAGAGGCUGCGGCAUUUGGCCACGAAGCAAUACGAGUUAACAAAUCACCUGGACACGGACAUGGGAAAAGUACCUACCAACGAGCACUUGGACCACAAUAACCCUCACACCUUCGAGAUUGAGGAUCUAAAGAAACUCAUCAAGAAGACCACAGCUGACUUGGAAGCGGCAGACAAGGAAAGAAAGAAACAGUUUAAGGAAUACGAAAUGCAGAAGGAAUUUGAGAAGCAUCAAAAAUUGGAAUCGUUAGAUGAUACUCAAAAGAAAGAGUACUUAGAAAAAGAAAAGCAUGAGGAAGAUGCAAAGAAACACCAUCAACCGCUGCGACACCCUGCGACCAGAGAACAGUUGUUAGACUUGUGGAAAACCGCCGAUAAUAUGGACCCGAAAGACUUCGACCCAAAAGUGUUUUUCAUGAUGCACGACGUUGAUGGCAACGGCGUGUGGGACGCGGACGAGGUGAAGGCACUGUUCAUCAAGGAGCUAGACAAGAUGUACGGGCCGGGCGGGCCCAACAAGGACCUGCGCGAGCGCGCCGAGGAGAUGGAGCGCAUGCGCGAGCACGUGUUCCACGAGAAUGACCGCAACCGCGACGGGCUCAUUGAUUUCCAAGAGUUCAUGCUCGAGACGCAGCGCGCGGAGUUCAACCGGGACGAGGGCUGGAAACCGAUUGAAGAGAACCAGAUUUACACGCAGCAGGAAUAUGAGGAGUUUGAGAGGAGGCGACUGGAUGAACUGAAAUAUCUGCAACAGCGAGGCUUGAUUGACGCCCACGGUCGGCCGGUGCCGGGAGCCCACCACCAGCUUCAACAGUAUCAGCAGCAACAGUUCGCGGCGCAGCAACAAGCCUACCACCAGGCUCAACAACAGGGCUACCACCACCCGGCCGGCCAGCCGCAGUACCAGCAACCACCACAACAAUUCCAGGGCCAACAACCUCCCCACGGGCAGUUCCAAGGUCAACAACCACCUCAGGGACAAUUCCAGGGAUACCAAGGCCAGCAACCACCGCAGGGACAAUUCCAACCACCUCAGGGACAGUACCAGGGUCAACAACCGCCGCAGGGACAGUACCAAGCUCAACAACCUCAGGGACAGUUCCAACCUCAACAACCACCGCAGGGACAGUUCCAAGCGCAGCAACCGCCUCAGGGACAGUUCCAAGCCCAACAACCUCCUCAGGGACAGUUCCAAGCCCAACAACCUCCUCAGGGACAGUUCCAAGCCCAACCACCACCGCAGGGACAGGUCCAAGGCCAGCAGCCUCCACAAAACCAGGGCCAGCAACCCCCCCAACAGUAUCAAGCUAAGCCGGAACAAGCUCAGUUCCAGCAGCAACCGCCAGCUCAGCAACACCAGAAUGUUAAUGUGAACCAGCAGCCAGCCGCGCCCCCGGCGCAGGGCCAAGCGCCGGCCGCACACGUAGACAACCCUAAAUAACUUUAAAUCUCCACGUUAAUGUAAUACAAUACAUACUACUUUUAAAUUGUCCGCUUCGGGUAUAUUGUAUUCCGCGGAUUACCGCACACUAGUCGGAUUUUCUUUUAUUUUUAUUUCCAAAAUUUAUUGAAGUGAGAGGUCUCAAAUUACGAGCAACGAUAACGCUCGACAAUGAAGUUAGUGCGUUAUGUAUGGGGCCGUACAGCAUAAUCUAGUUUAGCUGUCUAACCCAUAACCUUGUGCGUCUUGUUAUUCUUCUGCCUGGUUGGUGUGUACAAAGAUGUGUUUUCCUGUAAUGUAUGGUAUUCCUUUUACAUGCAAACGCCUUCUGCAGCUCAAAAAGGAAAGUUGCCGAAGAGCACAACGUAAAUCGUAGUAUAGUAUCCUGAAGCGAAAGCUACUGAAUGUGUCUCAUGAACUGUUUCGUCCCAAAAUUUGUUUUCGUUCACGUACUGUGCCGAAUAAGUGUCAGUUGUUUGAAAUGACAUUACAUAUUUGUAAUAGUUUAUGAUAAACGCUUUGAAAUAUAAAUUGUUAUGGCAUAA
Molecule: messenger RNA, 2470 nt
Organism: Cydia strobilella
Lineage: Eukaryota; Metazoa; Arthropoda; Insecta; Lepidoptera; Tortricidae
Gene: NUCB1
Product: nucleobindin-2
Exons: 10
Coding region: 183-1925 (580 amino acids)
Cellular component (GO): extracellular exosome; endoplasmic reticulum-Golgi intermediate compartment
Molecular function (GO): calcium ion binding
Source: RefSeq, a predicted model, not a curated record